Messenger RNA from Eupeodes corollae, 951 nucleotides. RefSeq names its product larval cuticle protein A2B-like. The coding region runs from base 104 to 691 and encodes 195 amino acids. Gene Ontology annotation, cellular component: extracellular matrix. The record is from RefSeq and is a predicted model, not a curated record. The transcript is spliced from 2 exons. Lineage: Eukaryota; Metazoa; Arthropoda; Insecta; Diptera; Syrphidae.
CCUCAAGAGCUAAGUGAAUUAACAGCCAAAGCCUUCUGCAAGCUCUUAGAUCAACCCAAAGAAAAAUAUCGAAUAUUAAUAUCGAAAUUAAAAACCAAUAAAAAUGUUUAACUUUUUUGCAUUGCUUGUGAUUUUCGGUGCUGCCAGUGCCAUUGAAUUGCCACUUCUUCCACAUGGCCCAGGACCUCUGCUAUCGCAUGGACCACUCCUAUCACAUGGACCACUGAUUGGCCCAUCACCAUUGCUCUCACAUGGACCACUCAUCCACUCGGCCCCCGCUCUCAUUGCCAAGCCCAUUAUCAAGACUGUCGAAGUUGAGGCACCGGCGCACUACGACUUCUCAUACUCGGUGCGCGAUGACCACACCGGAGACAUCAAGAGCCAGACUGAGUCUCGCAAGGGAGAUGUUGUCCACGGCCAAUACAGUCUCGUCGAUGCCGAUGGCUAUCUGAGGACCGUCGACUACACCUCGGACGCGCAUAAUGGCUUCAACGCCGUCGUCCGUCGUGAUCCCUUGGGACACAAGGUCGUCAAGGCUAUUGCCCCAGUUGCUAAAAUCAUAGCUCCAAUCGGCCCCAUCGGACCAAUAGCCCAUUUGGGUGGACCUAGACUACUGGCUGGCCCCAUCCAUGCUGCCCCCGCUUUGGCUCAUGUGUCUGUCCAUUCCCCGGGCUACGCUUAUUCGCAUUAAAUUUCUGAUAGACCUGUAAAUGGAUUUUCAUAAUAUUACGCAUUCAUACGCCGCCGCAUCUCAUUCACAUAAAUAUUCAUAUACGUACGUACCUUAAGAUGGGAGCCCGCAUGCUCCAAGCUGCUAAGUGAUUUUUCUUCAUAACUAAGUAAGACCGUCUCAUCAAAUACUUAAAAACUACUAUACAAUGCAUUCAUACAUACUGUAGAUGCAUAUAUCUACAUACCUACAAUAAAAAUAGCAAGAUACAUAAAAUCAAA